CUGGUCACCCCGUUGUCCGUACCCCGGUCUCUCGCCUGCCCCUUCGUCUUUCCCUCCCCCCUUCGACUGGCUUUGCUCUCUCUUCUCCUCCCCACCUCGUCACACUCUGCACACGAUCGCAGUAGUGCUCCUGCAUCUCUGAAAAAAUAAAAACACUGUCCAGCUAAUCGCCAUCCCCCCCAUCACCGGACCCCAGCAAGUUUGUUCCUUUCCACUUAUUCUUGGUGACCAGAUGGACCCUCAAUUUGUCCAACAACUCCAAUCCUGCUUGGAACAAAUCGCCACACCGAGUGGCACCGAUGGUAUCAAAGCUGCCACUCAAGCACUCAAUGAACAAUUCUAUCGCUCUCCACUCGCCAUUCCCGGAUUAUUUGAAAUCCUAACAACAUGUGGCACGCCAGCGGUCCGCCAGCUAUCAGCUGUUGAGCUCCGGAAACGAGUAUCCGCUGGGAAACGAAAACAUUGGAAAAAACUCGAAUCUUCGAUGAGAGAUGCGAUCAAGGCGCGCCUUCUCGAAAUCGUCGUCUCUGAACCAGUCCCCAUCACGCGACAUGCGAUCGCUCGUGUCAUCUCAGAGGUUGCCGAAUACGAGUUGCCCGAAAAAGCGUGGCCCCAACUGUUAGGUUUUUUGAUCAAAGCAACAGACAGUCCGGUGGCCCAUGAACGAGAGGUCGCGAUCUUCACGCUCUCUAGUCUGAUGGACACCGUCGUCGAUUCAUAUGCCGAGAAUCUCCCUCAAAUCUACGCCCUCUUCGCCAAAACCCUUCAGGAUCCCGAAAGUCUCGAAGUCCGUGUGACCACCGUCCAAGCCCUUGGUCGAGUUGCCGAGUACAUCGAAGUUGAUGAGGAAGCCUCCAUUGCCUCAUUCCAGGCGAUGAUACCCCAGAUGCUAGUCGUCAUUGGCCAAACCUUAGAAGCCGGUGAUGAAAAUGCUGCGAAGAAAGGAUUCGACACUUUAGAAACACUCUUGAUCAUCGAAGUCCCUCUGAUCAAUGCUCAUUUCACCCAAGUUGUCGAAUUCAACGCUACCAUCGGCAACAAUAAGUCACUCGACGAAUCCCAACGAAUAAUGGCCCUCAACUGUCUUCUUUGGACCAUCAAGUUCAAGAAGAGCAAGAUAGCUUCGAUGGACUUGAUUAAACCUAUAGUCGAUUCUUUGAUUACCAUUGGUGCCGAAGAUGAGCCUGAGGACCCCGAAGACGAUUCCGUGGCUAGGACAGCCUUCCGAUGUCUCGAUGCCCUCUCUACCUCCCUCUCUCCCCAAGCUGUCUUCCCAGCACUCUACUCUCGCAUCCAAGAAUGCUUCCGCAGUACCGAUCCCACCUUACGUAAGGCUGCCGUUAUGGCUCUUGGAGUCACUGUCGAAGGCUGCUCUUUGUUCAUUCAGCCACACAUCGAACAGUUAUGGCCCUUCAUCGACACGGGUUUGGAAGAUAGCGACCCCCGUGUCCGACGGGCCGCCUGUACCGCUUUGUCCUGCAUAUGCGAAAUGCUGGUAGACGAAUGUGCCAGUCGUCACCAGAUUCUCGUUCCCCGGGUUUCCGCUUUACUCAAUGACCCUGCUUGCCAGAGGAAUGCGAUGACGGCUCUCGAUGGUCUCUUAGAAGUGCUUGACGACCAAACAAUCGGACUCUACCUUCACCCCCUCAUGGAGCGUCUUGUACCCAUGAUCGAUUCCGCUCCUCCGAAGCUCAAGGGCACUGUGGUCGGUGCGAUUGGCUCCGCCGCUUACGCCGCAAAAGGCGCAUUCGAGCCUUACUUCGACGUUUGUAUGCAACGGAUCACUCCUUUCCUUUCUCUCAAAGGCGAGGGAGACGAGCAGGAGUUGCGGGGUGUCGCUCAAGACACUGUUGGUACUUUGGCUUCUGCUGUCGGCAAGGAAAAAUUCAGACCUUUCCUGGAUGGCUGUCUUAACAUUGCUUUCGAGGCCAUCGAAUUGAACAGCCCAAGUCUACGUGAAUGUUCGAUGAUUUUCUUCGGAACUUUGGCCAAGGUCUACGAAUCCGAGUUUGUUGCCUAUCUCCCUCGGGUGAUGCCAGCCGUCUUUGCCAGUCUCGGGCAAUCUGAAGAAGACGAUGGUUCGGUCUUGCCAAGUGAAAUGAUCAAGGGAUUCAAGGCUGCGGACGACGACGAAGACGAGGCUGAGGAAGACUCUGCGUUUGUUGAUGUCGAGGAUGUCGACUUGGACGACGACGACUUGAUGAAGACUACCACCGCGGUCGCUGUUGAGAAGUCAGUUGCGGCCGAUGCUGUGUCCGAGUUGUUUGAAUACACCAAAACCAGUUUUUUGCCCUACUUGGAAAACUCGAUCAAGAGCUUGACUCCGCUGUUGACUCACUUUUACCCCACUACCCGCAAGGCUGCCGCCACGACUCUCUUGUCUUUCAUCACAAUUGCUUAUGAGAUCACCGACCCCCCUAAAUUUGAGCCUGGUAUGGCCCACAUCAACAUGCCCAACGAUGUUCGCAAGCUUGUGGAUUUGGUCAUCCCUGAAAUAAUGAGCGUAUGGCGCGGUGAAGAUGAAUGCGACGUAGUUAGCGAUCUCUGUUCGUCUCUCUCCUCGGUCAUCUCCACCGUCGGUGCUGGCGUCGUUGCUCCCACAUACCUCGAUGAGACAUGCACCUUGAUCCUGACAAUCUUGGAAAGGAAGUCGACUGCCCAACUCGACAGUGAUUUCGAAGAGGCAUCAGCGACUGGCGAUCUCUCAGAAGUUGAAUCAAACUUGAUUGGCUGUGCAGCCGAUCUAGUGGGCACCUUCGCAACUGUGCUUGGGGCUGAUUUUGCCCAAGCGUUCAAUCAAUUUUUGCCCUGUGUUUCGAAGUACUACGAUCCGUGCUACUCACCGACCGAUCGGAACAACGCGAUCGGCUCAUUGGCAGAGGUUAUCAACGGCCUUGGGUCUGCAGUUGGCCCUUUCACCGAGCAACUCCUACCUCUCGGAUUGAAGGCGACCAAGGACGAAGACGUUGAAGUCAGGAGCAAUGCUGCUUUCUUUUUGGGAUCGUUGGCUUAUUGGACUACUGUCGACAUCAGCAGCCAGUAUAUGAGCAUCCUGGAGUGUCUUCAACCCUUGUUCACAGUCCCCGACGACUCGUCCCGCGAGAAGAGUGAACGCGCCAAAGACAACGCUGCCGGUGCGGUCGCGCGAUUGAUUCUAAAGAACAAAGCCGCUUUGCCGUUAGAUCAACUCUUACCGGUCUUCUUCGAGGCUUUACCACUCAAACAGGACUUUGCUGAAUCCAGCAAAUGCUUCGAAGCCUUGUUUGAAUUGAUCCAACAGUCACAUCCGUUGGUCCAGACUCACUUUGACCACAUCUUGGCCGUCUUUGCCCAUGUUCUCCAGAACUCGGUACCCGCUGUUCCUGAAGAAAAGGCGAUGAUUCCGGCCGAAACUCGAGAAAAACUGGUGGCUCUGUUGCGCCAACUCAAUUCCCAAGUCCCCGAUCAACUUGCCGCUCGUGGCUUGACUGGCUACAUCCAAUGAUUUACUCCCUUGGCUUCAUUGGUCACAGAACAGAAAAGAAAACUCGGGCUAAAAAAAUAUUAGGAAACUGUGAUGAUAUGAUCGCCCAAUCGAUUCAUGUCCACUUCCCUCCUCCUUCUCUCUCGAUAUCGGCUUUCUAAUGAUUCAUGGAAAACAUACCUCAUCAUCAUUGUUUUUCGAUUCCCCCCCCCUCCCGCUCCCACCCUCAGAUCCAUGCCUUUUCGCAUGAAUUGCCUUCUUCAUCUAUCCAAUCCAAUCCGAACUUUUUGUCUUUUUAUUAUUUAUUUAUCUUCUUUCUUUCUCUCUCAUCCUCUCAUCUCAUUUUAUCUUAUUUGAAUUUCUUUAUUUUUAUUCACAUCGUAUUACGUUAUCUUAGUUUAAAAAUAUACACGGCUUUGUUUUCCUUUUUAUUUUGUGUGGUGGUAGUCGUAUUUCUUUUUUUUUUUGGUAAUGUUUUUUUGAUGAUGAUGAAAAAUGAUGAUGAAACGGUUCCUUUCUUUGACGUUUAUGAUUUUUCUCAGUUCGGCCUCGUUUUUUUUCUUUUCCUCAGACAUCUGGUGAAUCAAUAUUUACUUCUUUCAAUCAUCUUUAUUUUGCUUGAUCGGUCCCCCACACAUACACAGCUCUUUCAUUCACAAUUCUUGAUGAUUGCUUCCAAACUGCUAUAAUAUGUAUCACUAACUUGUCGGUGCUAGGGGGAUGUGAGCACCCUCAUCAGUCGGGAUUAUAUUUAAAUAGUUCGUAUGUACGUAUCAUCGU
Messenger RNA from Puccinia graminis f. sp. tritici CRL 75-36-700-3, 4243 nucleotides. RefSeq lists its product as uncharacterized. The record is from RefSeq and is a predicted model, not a curated record. Gene Ontology annotation, biological process: protein import into nucleus. Bases 233 to 3484 code for a protein of 1083 amino acids. Gene Ontology annotation, cellular component: nucleus; cytoplasm. The transcript has 9 exons. Gene Ontology annotation, molecular function: nuclear import signal receptor activity; small GTPase binding. Lineage: Eukaryota; Fungi; Basidiomycota; Pucciniomycetes; Pucciniales; Pucciniaceae.